Molecule: messenger RNA, 816 nt
Organism: Heterobilharzia americana
Lineage: Eukaryota; Metazoa; Platyhelminthes; Trematoda; Strigeidida; Schistosomatidae
Source: the annotation of a GenBank genome assembly
AUGCUACGUUUUGAAGCAUGUGAUUGUGGUGUACCAAAACGUUGUGCUUCAUCGAUAUGGGUACAAUUAGUUGUUGAUCCAAAUGAAUUCCCACAUCUUAUUCAAUUAUCCCACUUAACCAAUUAUUUAAAUCCAUCAUUAGUGAAUAGUAAUCAUGAUAAGUUGAAUAAACCGCUACAUUUGAUCAAUCAACCUAUUGAACCUAUUGAACGUAGUGAAAGAGCUAUGCUAUCUGGCUAUCUCACUUCUGAUUUAAACAAUAAUAAUAAUAAUAGACAUUUUCAUGAAAAUGAUAAUUCAGCUAAUAGUAUUGAUAUGAACAAUCAUUAUUCACAAACUGCUUCAAAGUAUAAAAAUCUAUGGCAUGUUAAAUCUUCAUCUCUUGAUCAUCGUCAACAUGAAGAACAAGUGAGAAAUCAAUAUUCUUCACUUCAUAAUCAACAAUUAUUUGAACAUAAAUUUAGAAAAUCAUCAAGUUUAAAACCUUCUGAACAUAAUGAAAACUAUAUGAAUCAUGAUAACAACAAUUUGUCGAAUAAUUUUGUGAUUAGUGAAGUUGCAAUUGUUUGCUUAGUGAUUGUAUUCGUCAUUUUAUUAAUUGCUAUUAUGGUAAUGAUUUAUUUAACACGACGAAAAACAUUUUUAUUCCCUGUGACUAAUUCUAAAAUCAAGUUAAAAGGCGGCAAUGUUAAAUCACAUCCAAAUGGUAAUGUAACAAACAAUGAAACAUUAUGCUCACCAAUAGAACUUUCGGAGAAUGCCUCUUCAUUUUAUCGUACAAUGCCAGAAAGUAUGAUGAAUAACAGAUGUCUGUAA